CCCACCCAUUCCUUAUUUAAAUCCCAUCAUCACUUUCUCACUUUCUUUAUUUUCACACAUUCAUCUUCAAUCUUACAACACCACCACCAUGUUCUUAAGAACAACCACCACCAUCUUCAUCAUCUUCAUCUUCAUCAUCUCAAUCUGCUUAUUUACAACAACAGCAACAUCAACCCUUUCUCAGAACAACACAAACUUCUCCUUCUCCUUUCCCUCCUUCACCCUCCGCAACAUAACCCUCCUCGGUGAUUCCUUCCUUCGCAACGGCCUCGUCGGCCUCACCCUCUCCACCACUGUCCCCGCCUCUUCCUCCGGCACCCUCUUCUUCAACCAUCCCAUCACCACCACCCCUUCUUUCUCUCUCUCCACCAACUUCACCUUCUCCAUCACCAACACCACCACCUCCGCCACCCCCUCCUCCACCUUCUCCUUCUUCCUCAACUCCUCCCACACCCUCCUCUCCCUCAAUUUCCACCCCAACCAAAACCAUCUCACCCUCGACCUCAGCGUCUCCUCAAACUCCUCGAUUACCAACUCCACUUUGGUUGAUCUCAGCACCGACAUUCCGAUCACUUCUUGGGUUGAUUAUCACCACACCGACAAGAAAAAGCUUCAAGUUUUCUUGAACUACUCUUCACCAGCCACUUCCAAGCCUCAAAACCCUGUCUUGAGCGUUGACCUUGACCUUUAUGAGUACUUUAAGGACAGUCUCUACUUGGGGUUUUCUGGUUCCACCCAAGGAAGCACCGAGCUUAUCCAAGUCAUGAGUUGGAGUUUGGAGUUUGAGUCCAACUCGCACCCUCUGAUCAAUGGUUCUAGCAGCCCUUCGAAUGUUGCUGUCGAGGGCAUUCCUGUUUCUUCUAAUUCCACUCAGGGUAGUAAGAAUCGUGGUAAGAGAUUCUUGUUCGGUCUUUGUGUUGCCAUUGUUGGUCCUGCUUUUUUCUGCCUGGUGCUUGUGGUUUUGGGGUAUGUUUCUUUUCUGAAGUGGCGUGGUUUGAGGAAGAAGAAAGGUUUUGGAACAGUGGGAUGUUGUCCCAAAGAGUUUGGUUACAAGGAGGUGAAGUUGGCCACUAAGGGGUUUCAUGCCUCAAGGGUAAUUGGGAAUGGGUCUUUUGGGACAGUGUACAAGGCUUUGUUUGAGUCUUCUGGGACAAUAGCUGCAAUCAAAAGGUCAAGACAGUACGAUGGAAAAACUGAGUUUUUGGCAGAAUUAUCAAUUAUAGCUAGUUUGAGGCACAAGAAUUUGGUUCAACUCCUAGGUUGGUGUGUUGAGAAGGGUGAGUUGUUGCUUGUGUAUGAGUAUAUGCCAAAUGGAAGCUUGGACAAGGUGCUUUACCAAGAAUGUGAAGGUGGGAGUCCUAACCGUGUGUUGAGUUGGGUUCAUAGGGUUAACAUUGCUGUUGGGUUGGCGUCAGUUUUGAGUUAUCUGCAUCAGGAGUGUGAGCAGAGGGUGAUUCACAGGGACAUCAAAACAGGGAACAUAUUGCUAGAUGGAAGCAUGAAUCCAAGAUUGGGUGAUUUUGGGUUGGCCAAGCUUAUGGACCAUGACAAGAGUCCUGUUUCAACACUAACUGCUGGGACAAUGGGGUAUCUUGCUCCUGAGUAUCUUCAAUGUGGAAUGGCAACUGAGAAGACUGAUGUGUUUAGCUAUGGAGUGGUGGUGCUUGAGGUGGCUUGUGGGAGGAGGCCAAUUGAGAGGGAGGGACAAAAGAUGGUGAAUUUGGUGGAUUGGGUUUGGGGGUUGCAUUCUCAAGGGAGGAUCAUUGAAGCUGCUGACAGAAGGCUAAAUGGGGAGUUUAAGGAAGGAGAAAUGAAGAAGCUUUUGCUCUUGGGAUUGAGUUGUGCUAACCCUGACAGUGCUCAGAGGCCAUCCAUGAGAAGAGUGUUGCAGAUUCUCAACAAUGAAGGAGGGGUGUCUCUUGUGGUACCUAAAGAAAAACCAACACUUACUUUUUCUUCUGGCUUGCCUUUGAGUCUUGAAGACAUUGUUUCUGAUGCUGAGGAAGAGUUGAACUCUGGCCAGGUUGUGUGUGAGAUUAAAAUUGAUUGAAGAUGCUGAAUUUCUUGUUGUUAGUAUUAUUAUUUUUAUUAUUCAUUUGAUUCUUUAUUUCUUUAUGAACACUUUUUACCAAUGACAUUUGUAUUUGUGAUUGUAAUCUGACAUAUAUAGAGAAAUUCAGGUUUCAUUGAUUGAAGUUCAAGCUAUUACAUUGAACUUCAUGGUGAAAAUAAUGUAUUAAGACAGAGCAAGUGUGUUAUAUAUACCGAAAUCAACUUUGUUUCUGGUCAUAUAUUAGUAUUUCUCAAGCUUGCACUCUGAAACAAUUGUAUUGUCCACUUUCUAGUGAAAUAUAUUCUCUCUUAAAUCUUGAA
Molecule: messenger RNA, 2373 nt
Organism: Vigna angularis (adzuki bean)
Lineage: Eukaryota; Viridiplantae; Streptophyta; Magnoliopsida; Fabales; Fabaceae
Product: probable L-type lectin-domain containing receptor kinase S.7
Exons: 1
Coding region: 89-2050 (653 amino acids)
Biological process (GO): protein phosphorylation
Cellular component (GO): plasma membrane
Molecular function (GO): carbohydrate binding; ATP binding; protein kinase activity
Source: RefSeq, a predicted model, not a curated record